Molecule: messenger RNA, 5577 nt
Organism: Rattus norvegicus (Norway rat)
Lineage: Eukaryota; Metazoa; Chordata; Mammalia; Rodentia; Muridae
Source: RefSeq, a predicted model, not a curated record
CCAUCCUCGCUCAGCAUGACUGACUACGAAGCUGCGGCGGAGCAGCCUCGGUGGCGCAGGCGGGAGCGGCGAGAGGAGUGCUGAAGACAGCGGCCGAGCCGGAGUGGACGCCGGGUCCGGACCAGCCCGUAGCUCCAAGGCUGCUAAAUUGGAUACCGCAGUGCAAUCCUCGGGAUCCCAAUGGGGGACUCAGGAUCAAGACGAUGUACCCUGGUCUCCCGGUUGCCAAUAUUCAGGAAAAGUAUUAGCAGAAGACAUGAUUCUCUCCCUUCUUCCCCCUCUUCCAGUAACACAGUUGGUGUGCACAGCUCCUCCCCUUCCAGCACCAACUCCAGCUCAGGGAGCACCGGGAAACGCAGGAGCAUCUUCCGUGCUCCCUCUAUCAGCUUCCACCACAAGAAGGGGAGCGAACCUAAGCCAGAACCCACUGACCAGAACCUUAGUAUUUCCAAUGGUGCUCAACCUAGUCACAGCAAUAUGCUAAGUUUGGAGGAACAAGUCAAAACCAGGGGAAGACAUUCUGUGGGUUUUAGUAGUUCACGAAGUAAGAAGAUAACAAGAUCUUUGACGGAAGAUUUUGAAAGGGAAAAGGAGCCUUCAACUAAUAAGAAUGUCUUUAUCAAUUGUCUCAGUUCUGGCAGAAGUGAAGGGGACGAUUCUGGAUUCACAGAAGAACAAAGUCGCCGUUCUAUUAAACAGUCAACAAAGAAGCUACUACCCAAAUCCUUUUCAUCUCACUAUAAGUUUUCUAAGUCGGUUCCGGUUCCUCAGAGCCAAUCCACAUCAUUGGUGCAGCAGCCUGAAUUCUCGCUGGCAAUUGCACAAUACCAAGAGCAGGAGCCCGCUUUAGGACGACCUUCCCCACCUUGCUCUGUGGAUGUAACAGAGCGCGCAGGAAGUUCCUUACAGUCGCCUCUGCUUUCUGCUGACCUGACCACAGCUCAGACCCCUUCAGAAUUUUUGGCCUUGACUGAAGAUUCUUUGUCUGAGGCAGAUGCCUUUCCUAAAAGUGGAAGCACGGCAUCACACUGCUGCGACAACUUUGGCCACAAUGAUGCUACCUCUCAGCCCACUCCCAGUCUUACGGCUGUCACAAAGACAAAAAUGGAAUCUGUGGGGACUGCGUCCUGUACGAUGAUGUCUCCGGGGAGGUACAGGCUAGAAGGUCGGUGUAGCACCGAGCUGCAGUCUUCACCAGAGACCCCUGCUGCUAAUCAGAGGGAAGCUUUACAAAGCACUGAGCCCUCUGUUAGGAAUGCUAGUGACCCAGAAACCCACUUACCAGCUCAUCAUCAAAGAGUAGAGAACCCGUUGGCACAUGCUGGUGAGCUAAUGCUGAGAACCAGCUCCCCCAGGACACUGGGCUCCUAUGACCAGCACAAGACACUGGCUGAACACUUUAAAGGGAUCCACCCUGUUUCGGAUUCAAGGGUUAUCCCUUCCUCUGGGGAUCAUCAUGUUUUUAACAAAACAUCUUAUGGAUAUGAAGCGAGUGCUGCCAAAGUUCUUGCUAGUAGCCUCAGCCCGUAUCGAGAAGGAAGAUAUAUAGAGCGGCGGCUGCGGUCCUCGUCUGAAGGGACAGCUGGGAGUGGCAGAAUGGUCUUGAAGCCGAAGGAUGGGCAUGUGGACGCCAGCAGCUUGAGAAAACACAGAACAGGGUCCUCCUCUUCCAAAAUGAACAGUCUGGAUGUCCUAAAUCAUUUGGGGUCCUGCGAACUGGAUGAAGAUGAUCUAAUGCUUGAUUUAGAAUUUUUAGAGGAGCAGAAUCUUCAACCACCAGUUUGCCGAGAAGAUUCCUGUCACUCUGUAAUGUCCUGUGCAGCUGUCCUUCUUAGCCCAGUGGACCCAGCAAAAGAAAUGAAUAUGAAUAUGCUAGAAGAACCAAAAUGUCCCGAGCCUUCCAAACAGAGCCUUUCUCUGAAAAUAACAAAAGACACUGAUCAAGAGGCCCGGUGUUCCCAUGUCAGCCGCAUGCCCAACAGUCCCUCCACAGAUUGGCCCCUGCAGGGCGUGGAGGAAAAUGGAGGCAUAGAUUCUCUGCCAUUCAGACUGAUGCUCCAGGAGUGCACAGCAGUGAAGACACUGCUACUGAAGAUGAAGAGAGUGCUGCAAGAGAGUGAUGUGAGCCCUUCCAGUAGUACCACCUCACUUCCCAUCAGUCCUCUCACCGAAGAGCCACUGCCCUUCAAGGAUGUAAUGAAAGACGAGUGCUCCAUGCUGAGGCUGCAACUGAAGGACAGGGAUGAGCUCAUUUCUCACCUUCGGGCAGAGCUGGAAAAGGUCCAGCAUUUACAGAAGGCGUUUGCUUCACGAGUAGAUAAAUCCACGCAGACUGAACUUCUAGGAUGUGAUGGUUUAAGCCUGAAAAGACUGGAGGCUGUACAAGGAGGGAGAGAGGGCACAGCUUAUGGAAAUGUUCCUGUACCUUCUCGCAGGCAAUUAUACUACACAUCGAAAUCGAACCAUGAGCCAAAGUCACAGCACAAGGGACAGAAAAGCAAUACAUACUCCCACCGAGGACCGCUUUAGAUACUCUGCAGCCGACCCGACAAGUCCCUACAAGAACAGCUGCCAACUCCCAGGUCUGUGUCUAAGCAAUUUCUUGAAGGACAAAGAAUUAGGAGGAGUUAUGAAACAUACAAGGGGAAGUCACGAAGCUGUCACUUCAGAAAUGACUCAGAACUCGAGGACAAUGAUGGGGCAGAGCUUCCUGAAGCCAGCAGCUAAGCCAGAAGGGCUGUCCAUGUUCUCAGAGAAACCAAAGGACCCAGCAGCUCUGUCCCGACAGCAUUCAACCUUUACAGGCAGAUUUGGACAGCCACCCAGAGGACCUAUCUCCUUACAUACAUACAGCAGAAAGAAUGUUUUUCUCCAGCACAAUUUGCAUACAACAGAAUUCCAGACUCUGGGCCAGCAGGACGGAUAGAAUGAUCUAUGCCCUGUGAACAAUAGAGAUGACUACUGUCCCACAUGCCAUCUAAGAGUGGCCAUGUCCAUUUUACUGCUUUUAUUUUUAUCUGUAAGAAAAUAGUUAGGGACUUUUAUUUUAUUUCUAAAAAAUAACAGGUUGAGUAUGUUGACUUACUAGGUCGAAUUGUUCAGAAGACUUUGCUAUGGAAACAUCCAUGUAUAAUGAGUGGGAUGAUCUAUCUGGCUUAUGUGGUCUUUAAUUUAUUUAUAUUUUUUCUGUAUCAAUUGCUAAUAUGCUUUGAGUUUUCAAGAAAGUACUAUCCAAUAGCUCUCUGUUGAUGCUGUUACUAUUAAGUAGGUUAGAAGAAUGAGUAGAGGAAGGAACUGUACAGAUUUAGAUAACAUAGUGGCUAGGAAGAGCAGAAGAGACAUAAAGCUUAUACUAGGUGGUGUGUUUGUUAGUGGAAUGAAGCUUGUUUGCUUGUAACCUGAGAUACCUGUGUCUCUCUAUUACAUACAUUCAAGCUUGUGGAACUAUUGGGAGGGAAGGACCAUUUCUCUAGCUUUUAGAAUGUUUAGUUACACUGGUUCACAAAGGAUAGAAAGUCACGGCUCUGCUUUUCACACGGUUUAGCUUUUUAGUUUCAUUUUUUGUUUUCCUACUUAUAUAGAAAGUAUGAAAAUGUCACAGAGUAAAGUGACGUCAGCAUAAUUUUGCCAAAUGGCACACUCGUGGUUAUCAUCAUGGUUAAAGAACAUUUUUUCCUUUAAAUUUCAAUGAUUUAAUAUUCUUAAAUAUAUAUUUAUUUGCUACACUUUUUUGUAUUUUCAAAAUAGUCUUUUAUUUUUAUUUACAUCUAGGUUUACUUUACAGUCAUUAAGCCAUGAAGUUUUAAUUAAGAAACAGGAUGACUGGUUUGAUUUGGUUUUUAUAACUUAUAUCUAACAUUCUGGCUACAUGCUCAACUAGAUUGUCAAUAAAAUAUGAAAUAUGUGGACUUUGACAAUUGGAGCUACAAAAUAAAUCUCUAACGAAAAUGCUUCAGUCUCCUUUGGUAGCAAAUAUUAGCCUUUGACAUGUAAGGUCUAAUAUGUUGCAUAUUUAAAUGUAUCAGAGAUAGAUCAAAAAUUCUAAAUAGAAGCACCAUGCUCUUUUAGUAAAAGUAUCAAAUGACCGUUUACUUAGGGAGAGUUCAGGACUAGUAACUACUCACAAUCAGUAUAGUGGAUGAAAUGAAACAAUCGGACCCAGUGCAUGUGCUGUUUCUCAUGCAUUCUCUUACAAACAGAUUCCAGCAGCAUGCCAAAAUGAGAUGAACAAAGGGGAAACAGCAUGGCAGUUUUAGUAUGCCAUUUGACUAAGCCGCUAAUUAUAGAGCUACACUGAACAUGCAUCGCCUAAUAUAAAAAUACAUUUGAACUCUACGUUUUGGGGGAGAAUACUGAGCUGCCCCUCCCAGCUUUAAUUAUUGAAGGUUGGCUGUGCUCGUACUUUUUUUAUUUUGCUAGUGAUGCAUGUAUAUCACACGAGCGCUUUUAUGUUUCAUGUGUGCAUGUGUGUGUCUGUGUGUGUGUGCGUGUGCGCUUGUGUGCACGUGUGUGUGUCUGUGUGUGUGUGUGUGUGUGUGUGUGUGUGUGUGUGUGUGUGUGUGUUUAUAAUUCUGCUGAACAGAAAAAGGCACUGCAGGUUGCUGCCGAACAUUCCCAACAUCCUCUAGAAGCUGCAAAAGUCAGGCUGAUGUGCUUUAUGAGCUGGACAAUAUUUGUAAAAUUAUGAGAACAAAGAUUAGUUGUAGAAUUCAGCUUGAUUUGUAUUGAAAGUUGGUUUCUAUUGUUAGAAUAAUUUAAAAGUGUAAAUACCCCAGCAUGAUAAACAAAACAAAGUUUUUUUUCCUCCAGGAUACGGAAAAAUAUGCAAGGAAAUAAGUAAUGUUUUUCAUUUGCAUUUUGACGUUUAUAGUUAUGUUUUCUUGGAAGAUAGCUUUUGAAUUAUACUUUGUAAGAAAUAAUCUAUUUAAAAUAUCCUGUCAUUUAAUAGACAUUUUAAGAGAUGUUUUAAACGCUAGUAUUUUCUUGACAAACCUUUUUUAAACUGAAACACUCAAAAGGAAACCCUGAGAUAACCUGCUCAAUUUUGAAAGGAAGGGUAUUUUUGGAACAAUCACCUUGAGACUGCUCUGUAUCAGUAUUUUCAUCCGUGUUCUAGUUUCAAUGUAAUACCCAGUGUGACUCAGGCCUGGAGAAGGUGCAAGCCCAUAAUGUUAGUGCAGGCCAGGAACAAUGGCAUGGUUUCUUUCAGCAGAUCCUCUGUGUGGCUCUCCUAAGUCCUAACAACCUCGUGUGGGCACUCUUUCAGCGAAUUGAUUUCUUUGUACUAAAAUCUCUAGUUUUCUAAGCCUGUUCCACAUAUUGAACAGUUUUAUACAUUUCUCCAAGGCGGUACAUAUCCAAAGACAUGAUGCCAGGGAAAAAAAAGUGCUUGUUUUUCUGAUGAAGCAAUGGUCUCCUCCUUUUUCUUCUUUGCAUGUAUUUGUGUAGCUAAGUCUAAAUAUCCAUGUAACACUUCUGCUGCAGACUCUUCCCAACACACGGUGUAGAAGAGUCAUCCCUUGAAGGAGAACUGUGUCUACCUGAAAUAAACUAUUCCCACUUUUGUAACCACUGGAA